Ostreococcus tauri is the source of this 561-nucleotide messenger RNA. RefSeq names its product Ribosomal protein L18e, conserved site. The transcript is spliced from 3 exons. Gene Ontology annotation, biological process: translation. Lineage: Eukaryota; Viridiplantae; Chlorophyta; Mamiellophyceae; Mamiellales; Bathycoccaceae. The coding region runs from base 1 to 561 and encodes 186 amino acids. Gene Ontology annotation, molecular function: RNA binding; structural constituent of ribosome. Gene Ontology annotation, cellular component: cytosolic large ribosomal subunit; ribosome. The record is from RefSeq and is a predicted model, not a curated record.
AUGGGUAUCGAUCUCAAGGCCGGUGGCCGCAACAAGAAGACCAGUCGCACGGCGCCGAAGUCUGACAACGUGUACUUGAAGCUCUUGGUGAAGCUCUACCGCUUCUUGGCCCGCCGUACGGGCUCCAAGUUCAACGAGACCGUGCUCAAGCGCUUGUUCAUGUCCAAGACCAACCGCCCGCCGCUGUCCUUGUCCAAGUUGGCCAAGUUCAUGAAGGGCAAGGAGGGUAAGGUCGCGGCCGUCGUCGGUACCAUCACCGAUGACGUUCGUAUGUUCGACGUGCCGAAGUUGAAGGUGUGCGCGCUUCGUUUCACUGAAACCGCGCGCGCGCGCAUCAUCAAGGCUGGUGGUGAGUGCAUGACGUUCGAUCAACUCGCGCUCGCCGCGCCGACGGGCGAAGGCGUCGUCCUUCUCCGCGGUCCGAAGAACUCCCGUGAGGCGGUCAAGCACUUCGGUGCCCCGGGCAUUCCGGGCUCCCACGCCAAGCCGUACGUCCGCUCCAAGGGCCGCAAGUUCGAGAAGGCUCGUGGUCGACGCAACUCUCGCGGCUUCAAGGUGUAA